Messenger RNA from Lathyrus sativus (Indian pea), 339 nucleotides. Lineage: Eukaryota; Viridiplantae; Streptophyta; Magnoliopsida; Fabales; Fabaceae. The record is from the annotation of a GenBank genome assembly.
AUGAUUUUAAUGAUUGAUUUCUCCCCUGUCAAAUGCAGUCCAGUUUUAGGCCUCUUAGAAUAUUCUCAACUAUAUUCUUGUUCUCAUGCAGCUGAGAUAGCAUGGAAUAAAAUGAGGAAAGAGUGGAUUGGUGAUCAGUCAAAAAGACUACAACGACCAUCUAAAGAUUCAGCUAUAUGCCUGACAGCACGUUCAGACGACAUGCUUUUCUCUAGAGAACCUUUUUGUCCGCCUAUACCAUUACCUGCAAUGGUAGGCUAUUUUGUUAAAAUUUGGGAAGAGCAAGGUCUCUUUGAAAUAGCUAACAGCCAUGAAUGCUCUGAAGCUGCUUUAACAUGA